AUGGCGACAGAAUCAUACCUCAUCACAGGUGGCUGUGGGCUGCAGGGGAGCUCCAUUGUCGAGACGCUGAGGGCCAAGUUUCCAGAGGCCAAGGUGGCAGUGGUGACCCGCAAUCCGACAGUCAAUAUCUUCGAAGGCGUGACGUAUCACCGCGGAGACAUCAGAGACGCGCCAUUUAUCGCCUCGUGUCUCGCCGAGUGCAAACCAACGGUGGUGUUUCACUGCGCGGCCACCGUGGUCGGUGCGCGGAAACACGUGAGCGAUGAAACUGUCCGAUCCAUCAACGUAGACGGCACCCGGGUCCUACUGGAGCAGUGUGCCAAAGCCGGGACCAAGGCCUUCGUGUUCACUAGCUCGGUCAGCGUCAUCCAAAAACCUGGCGUCAUCGUCAGCGAUGCCGAUGAGACCUGGCCGCUGAUCGGUGACUCCGACACCAAGGCUCUGAUCUACCCGCGGACCAAAGCCGAGAGCGAGCGGCUCGUGACGGCCGCUGAUGACCCGGAUGGGAUGAGGACGGCGUCUCUCAGGCCAUCCGCCAUCCAUGGCGAGCGAGACAACGAUGUCACGCCCAUCAUUAUGCGGACGAGCGCCAUGAAAGGGCUCCAGAUCGGGGAGAACAAGACCCGCUUCGCCACGACAUACGUCGGCAACAGCACGCAAGCGCACCUGCUCGCGGCGGAGAAGCUGCUGUCCCCGGACCCGGAUGUCCGAAAUGCGGUUGGCGGGCAGGCCUUCUUCGUCACCAACGGGGCCGAGCACUCCUACUAUGACUUUUCGCGGACCAUAUGGAAGUACGCAGGCGUCGGAGAUGGCCCGGGUAGUCCAGAGUACGAGAACGUCAGGGUGGUGCCGACGAACGUGGCAAUGUGGGUAGCCUGGGCGUGUGAGUGGUGGGGGUGGGCAUGGGGUACACCCCCGGUUAUCAGCACCGUCGCCGUCGGUAUAUGUACCAUGGAGAGAUGGUACAAGAUCGGGAAGGCGGAGAGGCUCCUCGGGUACCACCCUAGCGUUGGGUGGGAGGAGGGCUGCCGCAGAGCCGCAAAGUGGUACUUAGAACAUGGCAACAAAACUGAGGAGGACGCGAAGACCAAGUAA
Messenger RNA from Neoarthrinium moseri, 1095 nucleotides. RefSeq lists its product as uncharacterized. The transcript is spliced from 2 exons. Gene Ontology annotation, molecular function: 3-beta-hydroxy-Delta5-steroid dehydrogenase (NAD+) activity. The coding region runs from base 1 to 1095 and encodes 364 amino acids. The record is from RefSeq and is a predicted model, not a curated record. NCBI's taxonomy places the organism in Eukaryota, Fungi, Ascomycota, Sordariomycetes, Amphisphaeriales, Apiosporaceae. Gene Ontology annotation, biological process: steroid biosynthetic process.